UGGCCGGUAGCAGGGCAUUAUCUUCUCCAUAUCUGCCAGUGUAUGCGUAUCUACAUACCGCUCUAUUAUUGUUAAUAUUGAUAUCUACCCAUUAGCACAACAUUAUAGGUACAAUCUAUUAUAUUCUGUGAAAUCAGAUUUUGUACAAUUUAUUGGGCCCUGGGCUCUACGGCGACUUCUUCAAUUCCCGACAUUAGUUCACCGCCUGCGACCAGCGCAGUCGCUUCGAUCGCUCCGGAAUAGUAACGCCAACGGCCCUACAACUAUUUGGAUAAUUAGAAAACUGAAUCAAAAUAAUGGAUAUCACUACCAAGUCGGGCAAGGCCGCCUUCUCCAUUGAGAACAUCUUGGAGCAGAAGACGCGAACAGUUCAAAGUGCGGCCGUAGACCCUGCGAGUCGCCUCCAAUCGCGUCGCGGCUCUUCCCAAAGUCCUGUGACUGGUACUACGGUUUCCUCAGCAAGUGCCAUCGCCUUGCCCAAGGCCACCAUGGCCAUCAGCUCUUCUCCCACCUCGUCUACCACAUCUGCCUCCGCCUCCGUCUCCAAUAUCUAUGAUCUGUCCCGCGAGGCAGUCGCCGCCCAGUACGCCCUCAAGAAUCUGGAGUCCAGUGCGGUGCUGGCGCCCACCACGCUGCGUUUCAAUCCCAUCUACCCGGAUCCCGCCUCGCUCUUCUACCAGCAGGUGCUCAACCUCCAGAAGAAUCCCUCGCUCUUCAUGCCCCACUUCCAAGCAGCUGCCGUGGCAGCCGCAGCCGCCGUCCAACCCGCCGCCUAUUGUGAUCAGUAUAGUCCUUUCGCCAUGGACUGUGAAGGGUUUCCAAAUCCUGCCACCGCAGCCGCUGCCCUCUAUUGCAACGCCUAUCCGGCGGCCAGCUUCUACAUGUCCAACUUCGGAGUGAAGCGCAAAGGUGGCCAGAUCCGAUUCACCUCCCAGCAGACCAAAAAUCUCGAGGGUCGCUUCGCCAGCCACAAAUACCUGUCGCCCGAGGAGCGCCGCCACCUGGCCCUCCAGCUGAAGCUGACCGACAGGCAGGUGAAGACUUGGUUCCAGAACCGCAGGGCCAAGUGGCGACGGGCCAAUCUCAGUAAGCGCAGUGGAUCCACCACUGGCGGAUCUUCAUCUUCGGCCUCCAUCUCGGGCUCCAGCUCCGGUGGCGGAGCAUCGGCCUUGAAUCUGGGGAAUGGUAGCCGAAGUGGCCAGCAAAGCGACGAGGACGAUCGGAUGUUUCUGUCCGAGGACGACGAGGAUGACGAUGAUGAGGAGGAGGAUGCGGAGGCCGAGGAGGUCACCCCAAAGUCUGCCGCCAAGUGAAGCUCGAAGAUUGAUCAACUUACUCAUAAGAUAGUUCAGCUUGUAGUUAGGUUUAAUAAAUUUAUUCCAAUAGAAGUGAGGAUAGAGUUUUGGGAAUAGGGAUUUC
Molecule: messenger RNA, 1419 nt
Organism: Drosophila bipectinata
Lineage: Eukaryota; Metazoa; Arthropoda; Insecta; Diptera; Drosophilidae
Gene: HHEX
Product: Hematopoietically expressed homeobox
Biological process (GO): regulation of transcription by RNA polymerase II; cell differentiation
Molecular function (GO): RNA polymerase II cis-regulatory region sequence-specific DNA binding; DNA-binding transcription factor activity, RNA polymerase II-specific
Source: RefSeq, a predicted model, not a curated record